This is a messenger RNA of Solanum pennellii, 1923 nucleotides long. RefSeq names its product BTB/POZ domain-containing protein At3g08570-like. Lineage: Eukaryota; Viridiplantae; Streptophyta; Magnoliopsida; Solanales; Solanaceae. The record is from RefSeq and is a predicted model, not a curated record.
CCCACUUUCCCUUUCCUUGUUAUAGUCAUUUGUUCAUUCUACUACUAGUUCCAGUCAAGUUUUUUGUUAAUGUGACAACAAUAUAAUGGUGUCGUCUCAACAACACUCUCCGUUCAUAACCCGCACUAUAUUCUCUGAUGUUGCUGGGGAUAUUACAAUUGCUCUAAAUGGAGAGUCUUUCCUACUGCAUAAGUUUCCUUUGGUGUCUCUGAGUGGAAAGAUCGGGAAGAUGGUGGCUUAUGCCAAAGACCCAAAUCUCUCAGAAUUGGAUUUAACUCAUGUACCUGGGGCUGAAACAUUUGAACUAGCUGCCAAGUUUUGUUAUGGCAUCAACUUUGAGAUCACAACUACAAACGUAGCACGUUUGCGUUGUGUGGCAGAAUACUUGGAAAUGAAACAAGAUUAUGGUGAAGAGAACCUCAUUGCGAGAACAGAAACUUUCCUUGUUGAAGUUGUGUUUCCGAAUCUUGAAAAAUCGGUGGAGGUUCUUUCUUCUUGUGAAGACCUGCUUCCUACUGCAGAGAAGGUUGGUAUUUCAGAUAGAUGCAUUGAUGCCAUUGCCAGGAAUGCUUGUCAGGAGCAACUUGUUUCAGGUCUAUCUCGUUUAGAUUGUGAUAGUGGAUCUUUGGAACACAAGGAAUGGUGGGUCGAAGAUCUUUCUGUUCUAAGCAUUGAUUUUUAUGGCAGAGUUAUCAUGGCAAUGGGACAUGUUGGGUUACACAUAGACAGCAUAAUUGCAUCCUUGAUGCAUUACGCACAGGUUUCUCUAAAGGGUAUUGGGAAACCACAAAUUUGGAAUCCAGCGAGAGCAUAUCCAUGUAAGGGAGAAAAGGGGCAGAAAACAAUUGUAGAAACUCUAGUUAGUCUAUUGCCUCCAGAGAAGAGUUCAUCUGUUCCGCUAAAUUUUCUUUUUGGGAUGUUGAGGAUAGCUAUCAUGGUGGAUGCCGUACUAGCCUGCAGGCUUGAAAUUGAGAGGAGGAUUGCCUUCAGGUUGGAAAUGGUCUUACUUGACGAUUUGUUUAUACCAUCUCUCCAGACGGGUGAUUCUUUGUUUGAUGUUGACACUGUCAAGCGCAUAUUGAUACAUUUCAUCCAGAGGAUUGACCAAGAAGAAAAUGGAGAUUGUGGAUAUGAAUCAGAAAAUCUAGAUUCUCCAAGCCAUGGUUCUUUAUUGAAAGUUGGACGUCUUAUAGACACGUAUCUAGCUGAAAUAGCUCCUGAUCCAUAUUUGAGCCUUGAGAAAUUCAUUGCUAUGAUAUCAGUUUUGCCUGAUUAUGCUCGUGUUAUUGAUGACGGACUUUACAGAGCUAUUGAUAUUUAUUUGAAGGCUCAUCCGAUGCUAAAUGAGCACGAAUGCAAAAAGCUAUGCAAAUGCAUAGAUUGUCAAAAGCUGUCUCAAGAAGCAUGCAAUCAUGCAGCACAGAAUGACAGGCUCCCAGUUCAAAUGACUGUCCAAGUUCUAUACUUUGAGCAGCUGCGACUAAAGAAUGCUCUAUGCGGAAGUUGUGGAGAUACACAAAAGAUGAGCAGCGGUGUUACAAGUGCAGCCAUGUCUCCUAGAGAUACUUAUGCAUCUUUAAGGAGAGAGAACCGAGAACUGAAGUUGGAGAUAUCAAGAAUGAGGGUGAGGCUGAGUGACCUGGAGAAAGAACAAGUGUUUAUGAAACAAGGGAUGAUAGACAAAACAGGACAGAGCAAAACAUUCUUGACUUCUCUUUCUAGAGGUAUAGGAAGGUUUGGUAUAUUUGGUGGUCCUAACGGAAAACGUAGGAAAUCAGAAGGUAAAACUGCUAAGAGUAGGAGGUAUUCUGAUUCCUAGCUAGAACAAUCAAGAGACGUCAUUAGUGUCGUGUUGCACAUUGUUGCAUUUGUUUCUAAAGUAAAAAAAUAUGAUGUUUAUUCAAUGAUUCUCAGUUCUAACAA